UUUCAGCGCCUUAGGAUGCCACUUAUUCCAUUUGUUUUCUGAAAGCAUUUGAAAAUAUACCUUUGUAACAUUAUCAUAAUUAUGAAAGUACCUUUAUGUGAAAUAUACACUACAAUGCACAAUGCAUUUAUACUAAUACUAGCUGUGCCCCGCGGUUUUACCCGUAUUCCUCCGCUCCUGUUGGUCUUAGCGUGAUGAAAUAUAGCCUUUAGGUCCAGUUUCACCCAGCUGUGUUUGUUAAAUCUUAAAUAGUCAUUUACUAAUGAUUUGUUAAUAAUUAAAGGGCUGUUAUAUCAUUAAAUGUCCCAGGAACAAAAAUUAACAAGCCGUUAUUAAACUGAACAUUUAACUGAAUGACUUAUAAGUUACUCACUCUUAUUUUAAGCAACCAAAUUGAAAUGCUUAUUUGUGACAUGUCAUUUAGACGGAGUUGGGUAAUAUUUUAUUUAGUCGUAUAAUACGUUAUUUGUUGUGCUACGCGACCAAUUUCAAACGUCCUUAGGUCCGAGUGAUUUCAAUGAAAUGGUAACUACUUUUGAUUUAAACCGAUUGAAACGUCAAAUAAUCAUAACAUGGUAGUAUUAUUUUGAGUUGAGGUUAUGUAACAUUUGUGCUUUUUGAUUGUGUUUGUGGUUGGUUUAUUGUGCUUCUUAAUGAAUAUAAAUAACUAGGAUGUCAAAGAAAACACGCGGACCGAAUUUUUCGUCAAAUGAAAAGGAAAUCCUUGUUCAUUUAGUUACAAAAUACAAGGAUCUAGUUGAAAAUAAGAAAACGGACGCAGUAACCACUGCGAUCAAAAAUGAAGGAUGGAAGAAACUAGCGGAAGAAUUUAACUGUUUGAGUUCAUUCUAUGUCCGAACCGUAGAUCAAUUAAAAACCUGUUGGGACAAUAUAAAACGCACUACGCGGAAAGACAAAGCUGCGACGAAAAAAAAUAAUUUAUUAACCGGAGGAGGGAGGUCCGAUAUUCCACCACCAGGACCUCUACAAGGACAAGUGGAAGUGCUACUUGGACCUACAUUAGACGGAUUAGAAAAUGCCUACGACUCUGAUAUUCAGUUUAUAGAACAGGGACUAACUGGAUCAAAAACUUUAAUAGAAAUGAUUAAUAAAUCAGAUGUUGUAGUGACUGAUUCAGAAAAACAGACAAUUCUGGAUGUCAAUGCUGCUACUUCUUCACAAACAUCUCAGGAUUCCACUCAAGAAGAUAAAGGUUGUACAUUUCAGACAAAUGAAAUCAGAGAUGACAAUAUUUCAACUGAGGAGGAAAUAGAAAAGAAUAACUGGAGCUCCUGGACUCCAAAAGUUUUAAAAACAAAAACGUCAAAUACAUUGUCAGCAAAUAAAGAAAACAAUCCAUCAACUUGGUUGCAUCGACGUAGGCCGAAGACUUCUUUGCAGGAUAAAGUCCUGCAAAGUAAAUUAGAAUUAAUAGAGACGAUGAAAAGAACUACCCAAACAGACGCUGCUCUUAAAGAAUUAAUUUUACAAGAACAGCUAAAACAAGAAAAAUUGAAAACUGAAAAGUUACAACUUGAAGUUGAAACAUUAAAAAAAAACCUUGAUUAAUUAAGAGACAGCUUAGUUUUUCAAAUUUUGUAUUAAAUUAAAGUAUUUUAGCUGUACAAAGAUUAUAAGUAAAUAAAUAAUA
This is a messenger RNA of Colias croceus (clouded yellow), 1651 nucleotides long. RefSeq lists its product as uncharacterized. Lineage: Eukaryota; Metazoa; Arthropoda; Insecta; Lepidoptera; Pieridae. Bases 673 to 1569 code for a protein of 298 amino acids. The record is from RefSeq and is a predicted model, not a curated record. The transcript has 4 exons.